AUGGAGAUUCCAUUUGUGCAGCCUGCAAUUCCGAAAUUUGAUGGGUACUAUGAUCAUUGGGCGAUGCUCAUGGAAAACCUUUUGCGUUUGGAGGAGUACUGGGAUUUGGUCGAGAAUGGGAUUUCUGCAGGAACAGAAGACAUCGUUUUCACAGAUGACCAGAAGAAGCACAUUGAAGAUCAGAAGUUGAAAGAUUUGAAAGCAAAGAAUUAUCUAUUUCAAGCAUUAGAUCGUUCGAUCUUGGAGACAAUCCUCAACAAGGAUACAGCAAAGAACAUAUGGGAUUCUAUGAAGCAGAAAUAUCAAGGUUCGACACGGGUAAAGCGUGCACAUUUGCAAGCUCUUCGGAAGGAGUUUGAAAUGCUUCACAUGAAGGCAGGAGAAUCUGUAAAUGAGUAUUUUGCUCAGACCCUUAGCAUAGCCAACAAGAUGAAAAUAAAGGGUGAGAACAAAGGAGAUGUUGAAGUAGUUGAAAAGAUUCUGAGAUCUAUGACUCCCAAGUUUGAUUAUAUUGUGUGUUCCAUUGAAGAGUCUAAAGAUACAACCAUGUUAACAAAGGAGAUGUUGAAGUAG
This is a messenger RNA of Cucurbita pepo subsp. pepo (vegetable marrow), 573 nucleotides long. The record is from RefSeq and is a predicted model, not a curated record. NCBI's taxonomy places the organism in Eukaryota, Viridiplantae, Streptophyta, Magnoliopsida, Cucurbitales, Cucurbitaceae.